GGAAAGGGAGCCAUUUCCUUUCUGGUCUGGAAAAGAGCUGCCCGUCUGUUGGCCCUGCCUAAGACUGGAGCAGCAUCUGCUCAGCUGCCCACACCCAGCAGAAGAGUGAACACUCGUGAGGAACCUCGUCUCCUUGCUUGGUCAGGACAGAGGUUUCGAGUGGCUCCAGAGACGGGUGGGGAGUGAGCCCCCCACACACGGUGCUGCGUCAGGGUCUCUGUGCGCCGGCCAGAUGACCGUGCUGUAAGGAAGUGCCAUGAUGACCAUCACGCCGGACGUCAGGUUGGAGUAUUUAGAGGGAGUAGCUUCCCUCAUUCUGAAGUUCAAGCCAGACAAGUGGAGCAAGUUGAUCGGGGCCGAGGAGAACAUGGCCUUAUUCACCGAAUUCUUCGAGAAGCCAGAAGUCCUGGUUCUGGUGUUGACGCUCAGCCCCGCCGGCAUGAUCAUACCCUGCCUGGGCUUCCCCGCCUCCCUCAAGUCCAAAGGGGUUUACUUCAUCAAGAAGGGACGGGAGAACAUCAGCAAGGGUACCUACAAGGACCGCCUCAUCUACGGGGACAUAAGCCCUGCGCCCGUGGAACAGCUGAUUGCCGUUGUGGAGGAGGUGCUCUACUCCCUGUUAAACCAAAGUGAAAACUUGAGCGGAUGGCCCCGGGUGGUCUCGGAAGACAUCGUGAAGCAAGUCCACAAGCUGAAGAAUGAGAUGUUCGUGAUGGGGGGCAAGAUCAAAGGGAAGACCCUGCUGCCCAUCCCGGAGCACCUGGGGAGUCUGGAUGGCACUCUGGAGUCCAUGGAGAGGAUGCCCCCUCCUCUGGACAACUCAUUGCUGCAUGGCAUCGAGACCAUCAUCAUCGACUGGUCCCACCAGAUCCGGGACGUGCUGAGUAAAGACUCGGCCCGGCCCCUGCUGGACGGGCUACACCCCCUGCCCCGAGUUGAGUUUGAGUUCUGGGAUGCCCGGCUGAUGAAUCUCAAGUGCAUCCAUGAGCAGCUGAAUAGGCCCAAAGUGAACAAAAUAGUUGAGAUCCUGGAAAAAGCCAAAAGCUGCUACUGCCCAGCCCUGCAAAAUGUGUACACGGACGUCACGGAGGGGUUGAAGGAGGCCAGCGACAUCGUUCUGUAUCUGAAGCCUCUGAGGAUCCUACUGGAGGAGAUGGAGCAAGCCGACUUCACGAUGCUCCCGACCUUCAUUGCGAAGGUGCUCUACACCAUCUGCUUCAUCUGGGCCAUGUCCGAGCACUACAACACGCCCUCCAGGCUCAUCGUCAUCCUGCAGGAGUUUUGCAACCAAAUCAUCGAGAUGACGCGCACUUUCCUGAGCCCAGAAGAGGUGCUGAAAGGCUUGCAGGGAGAAACAGAGGAGAUUCUGAGCAACAUCUCUCUGUCCGUGAACGUUCUGAAGGAGCUUUACCGCACCUAUGAUUUCUGCUGCGCAAACAUGAAGUUUUUCUUUAAGGACAAGGAGCCGGUGCCCUGGGAAUUCCCUUCUUCUCUGGCAUUUUCCAGGAUGAAUUCCUUCUUCCGUCGCAUCCAGACCAUUGAGGAUCUUUAUAAAACAGCUACUGAGUUUCUGAAGCUGGAGAAGAUCGAGCUCGGGGGAGUGAGGGGCAACAUCCUUGGCAGCGUGGUUGCUCGGAUUUACGAUGAGGUCUUUGAGCUGGUGAAGGUUUUUGCUGAAUGCAAAUAUGACCCCUUGGACCCUGGAGACUCCAGUUUUGAUGACGAUUACACUGAUUUUGAGACCAAAAUUCAAGAUCUGGAUAGGCGGCUGGCCACGAUCUUUUGCCAAGGGUUUGACGACUGUAGGUCCAUCGAGUCCUGUGCCAAGCUCCUGCACAUGUGCGGGGGCCUCCUGGAGCGGCCCCUGAUCCUUGCGGAGGUGGUGCCCAGGUACUCGGUCAUGCUGGAGCUCUUUGACGCCGAGCUGGACAACACCAAGACCUUGUAUGACGCGCAGCUUGUGGCCUCUGCAGACGGGAAUAUCCCCCUGAUCCACAAGAACAUGCCCCCCGUGGCUGGGCAGCUCAAGUGGAGCCUGGAGCUGCAGGAGAGGCUGGAGGCACCCAGGCGGGACCUGAAGCUCAUAGAGCACCCGGUCAUGUCCAGCUCGGAGGCCCAGCUGAUCUACCAGAAGUAUGACGAGAUGCUGGAGCUGCUGAGGCGCUACCGAGAGAAGAUCUACCAGCAGUGGGUGGCCGGCGUGGACCAAGACUGCCACUUCAACCUGGGGCAGCCCCUGAUACGGCGAGACCCAGUCACCAACCUCAUCCAAGUCAACUUCAGCAAAGCGUUGGUGGCAGUUCUGAGAGAAGUCAAGUACUUGGGCUUCCAGCAACAGAAAGAGAUUCCAAGCAGUGCCGAGAAUCUGUUCUCACAGCAUGAAACCUUCCGGAAGUUUGUGGGCAACUUGGAACUCAUCGUUGGCUGGUACAAUGAGAUAAAGACCACGGUGAUGGAAGUAGAAUCUCCACUAAUAAAGUCGGAACUGGAAGACAUCGAUGUCAAACUACUGAGUGCUGAAACCAUGCUCUUCUGGAACAGCGAAGGUGUGUUAGAAUAUAUUCAAGAGAUGCGAGAAAUUCUCCAAAACUUGCAGAAUAGGAUACAGAAAGCGAAGCAGAAUAUAGAUGGAAUUUCUCAGGCCAUGAAGGACUGGUCAGCCAACCCAAUGUUUGAGAGGAAGGACAAUAAGAAGGAGGCCCUGCUGGAUUUGGAUGGAAGGGUGGUCAACCUCAACAGGCGCUACACUGCGGUCAAGGAGGCCGGCCUGAAGAUCCAGGCCAUGGUCACGGAAAAUGCUGAACUGUUCAGAGCAGAUACGACGAGCCAGUCCUGGAAAGACUACAUCAACUAUGUUGACAACAUGGUCCUGGACGAAUUUGACCAUUUCAUCCGCAAAUCUCUGAAUUACUUCAUAGACAACAUGGUCUUGGAUGAGAGCGUGGCACCACUCCUUGAGGUCCGCAUGGAGCUAGACGAGGACGGGCUGGUCUUCCAUCCAACCCUGGAGAUGGGCGCGGACCAUGGCUUCCUGGCGCUGAUUGAGGGCCUGAUCAAUGACAUCUACAACGCAGCCAAGCUCAUCCCCCGGCUGGCCAGGGGCCAAAUGAGCUACAAGGCAGACCUGGAAGACAUGACAGACCUCAUAGAGAUGAGGGAGGAGAUGUCCAACCUGGUCAUCAGCGCCAUGAAGGAGGCCGAGGAAUACCAAGACUCCUUCGAGAGGUACUCCUACCUCUGGAUGGACGACCCCCGGGAGUUCAUGAAGAACUUCCUGAUCUACGGGCACACGGUCACCCCGGAGGACUUGGACACCCGGGCCGAAGAGACCCUCUCCAAGGCGCCACCCAGCCUCACCCAGUUCCAGCAGCAGAUCGAUUCCUACGAGAAGCUGUACGAGGAAGUGGCCAAGUGUGAGAACACCAAGGUGUUCAACGGCUGGCUUCAGUGUGACUGCCGCCCCUUCAAGCAGGCCCUCCUCAACAUCAUCAAGCGCUGGAGCUUGAUGUUCAAGCGACACCUGGGCGACCACGUCAUCAACAGCCUGGCUGACCUGGAAGCCUUCAUGAAAGUCACCAGGACAGGCUUAACCAAGACCCUCAAGGAGGGGGAUUACGACGGUCUCGUGGAGGUGAUGGGUCAUCUGAUGAAGGUCAAGGAGAAGCAGGUGGCCACCGACAACAUGUUUGAGCCCCUGAAGCAAACCAUCGAGCUGCUCAAGACCUACGGGGAGGAGAUACUGGAAGAGACACACCUGAAGCUGCAGGAGCUGCCGGAGCAGUGGACAAACACCAAGAAGCUGGCGAUCCAGGUGAAGCAGAACGUGGCACCCCUGCAGGCCAACGAGGUCAACAUCCUGCGGCGGAAGUGCCAGCAAUUCGAGCUCAAGCAGCAGGAGUUCAGAGAGAAGUUCCGGCAAGAAGCCCCGUUCAGCUUCACUGACCCUGACCCCUACAAGUCCCUGAAUAAGCAACAAAAGAGCAUCGCAUCCAUGGAGAGCACCAUGGAGGCCCUGUGCAAGUCUGGGAGCCUGUUCGAAGUCACAGUCCCAGACUACAAGCAGCUCAAAGCUUGUCACAAAGAAGUCCGCCUGCUGAAGGAGCUCUGGGACAUGAUCGUCAUGGUGAACACCAGCAUCGACAAAUGGAAGACCACCAAGUGGAAAGAUAUCAACGUUGAGCAGAUGGACAUAGAUUGUAAGAAGUUUGCCAAAGACGUGAGGUCUCUGGACAAGGAGAUGAAGAGCUGGGACGCCUUCGUGGGGCUGGAAAAUACCGUGAAGAACAUGAUCACAUCCCUGAGCGCCGUGAGUGAGCUGCAGAACCCCGCCAUCCGGGACCGCCACUGGCAGCAGCUCACACAGGCCACCCAGGUGAAAUUUGAAAUGUCAGAUGAGACCACCCUGGCAGAUUUACUGAAGCUGAACCUCCACAAAUACGAGGACGAGGUCCGAAAUAUCGUUGACAAGGCUGUGAAAGAGUCUGGGAUGGAAAAGGUGCUGAAAUCCCUGGAUGCCACAUGGUCCACCAUGGAGUUUGAGCAUGAGCCACACCCACGCACAGGCACCAUGAUGCUCAAGUCAGACGAGGUGCUGGUGGAGACCCUGGAAGACAACCAGGUGCAGCUGCAGAACCUGAUGAUGUCCAAGUACCUGUCCCACUUCCUGAAGGAGGUGACGAGCUGGCAGCAGAAGCUGUCCACGGCGGACUCCAUCAUCUCAAUCUGGUUUGAGGUCCAGAGGACCUGGAGCCACCUGGAGAGCAUCUUCAUUGGCUCCGAGGACAUCCGCGCCCAGCUGCCGGAGGACUCCAAGCGCUUUGACGAUAUUGACAUGGAGUUCAAGGCCCUGAUGGAAGAGGCGGUGAAAACCCCCAACGUGAUAGAAGCCACCAACAAGCCUGGUCUCUACGACAAACUGGAAAAUCUGAAGAAGAGCUUGGCUGUGUGCGAGAAGGCCUUGGGAUAUUUAGAGACGAAAAGACUGGCUUUCCCGAGGUUCUACUUUGUCUCCUCGGCUGACCUCCUGGACAUCCUCUCUAACGGAAAUGACCCCCGUGAGGUGAGCCGCCACCUGGCCAAGCUCUUCGACAGCCUGUGUAGACUCAAGUUUCGCCUUGACGCUGACGAGAAGCCUCUCAAAUUCGGCCUGGGCAUGUUCAGCAAGGAGGACGAGUACGUGGACUUCGACCAGGAGUGUGACCUCUCAGGGCAGGUGGAAGUGUGGCUGAACCGAGUGCUGGACCGCAUGUGUGCCACUCUGCGGCACGAAAUCCCAGAGGCCGUGGUGACGUACGAGGAAAAGCCGAGGGAGCAGUGGAUCUUCGAUUACCCCGCCCAGAUUGCGCUCACGUGCACGCAGAUCUGGUGGGCCACCGAGGUGGGCCUGGCGUUCUCGCGGCUAGAGGAAGGUUAUGAAAACUCCAUCAAGGAUUACAACAAAAAGCAGAUCAGCCAGCUGAACGCGCUCAUCACCCUGCUCAUUGGAAACCUCAAUGCGGGUGACAGGAUGAAGAUCAUGACCAUCUGCACCAUCGAUGUGCAUGCCCGGGACGUGGUCGCCAAAAUGAUCACAGCCAAGGUGGAGAGCUCCCAGGCCUUCACCUGGCAGUCUCAGCUCCGGCAUCGCUGGGACGAAGAGAAGAAGCAUUGCUUCGCCAACAUCUGUGACGCCCAAAUCCAGUACUCCUACGAAUACCUGGGCAACACGCCGCGGCUGGUCAUCACCCCACUCACGGACAGAUGCUACAUAACCUUGACCCAGUCCCUGCACCUGAUCAUGGGCGGGGCCCCCGCUGGCCCUGCUGGGACCGGCAAGACGGAGACGACCAAGGAUCUGGGCAGGGCCCUGGGCACCAUGGUGUAUGUCUUCAACUGCUCGGAGCAAAUGGACUACAAGUCCUGUGGGAACAUCUACAAGGGCCUGGCUCAGACUGGAGCGUGGGGUUGCUUCGAUGAAUUCAACCGAAUCUCGGUGGAGGUCUUGUCCGUGAUCGCUGUGCAGGUUAAAUGUGUCCAAGAUGCAAUUCGGGCCAAGAAAAAAACAUUCAGUUUCCUGGGAGAGAUGAUAAGUCUCAUCCCCACUGUGGGCAUUUUCAUCACCAUGAACCCUGGGUAUGCAGGACGCGCCGAGCUGCCCGAGAAUUUAAAGGCCUUAUUCAGGCCCUGCGCCAUGGUGGUUCCCGACUUUGAACUGAUAUGUGAGAUCAUGCUGGUGGCCGAGGGCUUUCUGGAAGCCCGCCUGCUGGCCAGGAAGUUCAUCACACUCUAUACCUUGUGCAAAGAGCUCCUGUCGAAGCAGGAUCAUUACGACUGGGGCUUGCGAGCCAUCAAGUCUGUGCUGGUGGUGGCCGGCUCCCUGAAGAGGGGUGACCCCAGCCGGGCAGAGGACCAGGUGCUCAUGAGGGCGCUAAGAGACUUCAACAUCCCCAAGAUCGUGACUGACGACCUGCCCGUGUUCAUGGGGCUGAUCGGGGACCUUUUCCCUGCCCUGGACGUGCCUCGGAAGCGGGACCUGAAUUUUGAAAAGGUCAUCAAGCAGAGCAUCGUGGAGCUCAAGCUGCAGGCGGAAGACAACUUUGUGCUGAAGGUCGUGCAGCUCGAGGAGCUGCUGCAAGUGCGCCACUCGGUGUUUGUCAUCGGGAACGCGGGCAGUGGCAAAUCUCAGGUCCUCAGGUCUCUCAACAAGACCUAUCAGAACAUGAAGAGGAAGCCGGUUGCCGUGGACCUGGACCCCAAGGCUGUCACCUGUGAUGAGCUGUUUGGCAUCAUCAACCCAGCCACCAGGGAGUGGAAAGACGGCCUUUUCUCCACCAUAAUGCGGGAUCUGGCCAACAUCACUCAUGAUGGCCCCAAGUGGAUUGUCUUGGACGGAGACAUAGACCCGAUGUGGAUUGAAUCUCUUAACACCGUGAUGGAUGACAACAAGGUCCUCACCCUGGCCAGCAAUGAGCGAAUCCCCCUGAACCGCACCAUGAGGCUGGUGUUCGAGAUCAGCCACCUGAGGACGGCCACCCCGGCCACCGUCUCCAGAGCCGGCAUUCUUUACAUCAACCCCGCAGAUCUGGGGUGGAACCCGGUGGUGAGCAGCUGGAUUGAGAGGCGCAAGGUGCAGUCUGAGAAGGCCAACCUGAUGAUCCUCUUCGACAAGUACCUGCCCACGUGCCUGGAUAAGUUGCGCUUUGGGUUUAAGAAGAUCACGCCCAUACCGGAGAUCACAAUCACCCAGAUGAUCCUGUACCUGCUCGAGUGCCUCCUCACAGAGAAGAACGCGCCACCCGACUCCCCCAAAGAGCUGUACGAGCUCUACUUUGUGUUUGCCUGCUUCUGGGCUUUCGGGGGAGCCAUGUUCCAGGACCAGCUUGUAGAUUAUCGAGUCGAGUUCAGCAAAUGGUGGAUCAAUGAAUUUAAAACGAUCAAGUUCCCCUCGCAGGGAACGAUCUUCGACUACUACAUAGAUCCUGACACUAAAAAGUUCCUGCCGUGGACGGAAAAAGUGCCUGCCUUUGAGCUGGACCUGGACAUCCCACUGCAGGCCUCUCUGGUGCACACCACAGAAACCAUCCGAAUCCGCUACUUCAUGGACCUGCUCAUGGAGAAGUCGUGGCCAUUGAUGCUGGUGGGGAACGCGGGCACGGGCAAGUCCGUGCUGAUGGGGGACAAGCUGGAGAGCCUCAACACCGACGACUACCUAGUUCAGGCUGUGCCCUUCAACUUCUACACCACCUCAGCCAUGCUGCAGGGGGUUCUUGAGAAGCCACUGGAGAAGAAAUCUGGUAGGAACUACGGCCCCCCAGGCACCAAGAAGCUGAUCUACUUCAUCGACGACAUGAACAUGCCUGAGGUGGACAAGUAUGGGACAGUGGCCCCCCACACACUCAUCCGGCAGCACAUGGACCAUGGGCAUUGGUAUGACAGACAGAAGCUCACAUUGAAGGACAUCCAUAACUGCCAGUACGUGGCUUGCAUGAACCCCACCUCUGGAUCCUUCACCAUCGAUCCCAGGCUCCAGCGCCAUUUCUGUGUGUUUGCUGUGAGCUUCCCAGGCCAGGAGGCCCUCACCACCAUCUACAGCACAAUCCUGGCCCAGCACCUGGCCUUCCGCUCGGUCCCCGUGGUGGUUCAGAGGGUGAGCGGCCAGCUCGUGGCCUCGGCCCUGGCCCUGCAUCAGAAAGUCACUGCAACAUUUCUUCCCACGGCCAUUAAAUUUCACUAUGUCUUCAAUCUCAGGGAUCUCUCCAAUAUUUUCCAGGGACUCUUAUUCUCCACAGUGGAGAUCCUGAGAAUACCACUUGACCUAGUCCGCCUCUGGCUGCACGAAGCUGAGAGGGUGUAUGGAGACAAAAUGGUUGACGAGAAAGACCAGGAAACAUUGCGCAGGGUCACCAUUGCUUCCACCAAGAAAUUCUUUGAUGAUCUUGGGGAUGAGCUCCUAUUUGCCAAACCAAAUCUCUUCUGCCACUUUUCUCACGGGAUCGGUGAGCCCAAAUACCUCUCGGUAACCAACGUGGCUCAUCUGAACAAACUCCUAGUGGACGUCCUAGACAGUUACAAUGAAGUCAACGCAGUCAUGAACUUGGUGCUGUUUGAAGAUGCGGUGGCUCACAUCUGCAGGAUCAACCGCAUCCUGGAGUUGCCCCGUGGGAAUGCCCUGCUGGUGGGUGUGGGCGGCAGCGGCAAGCAGAGCCUCUCACGCCUGGCCGCCUACAAGGCACUGGACGUGUUCCAGAUCACCCUCAAAGGCUACGGGAUCCCUGACCUCAAGGUUGACCUGAGCACACAGUACAUAAAGUCGGCGGUGAAGAACGUCCCCUCGGUGUUCCUGAUGACAGACUCCCAGGUGGCCGAGGAGCAGUUUCUGGUGCUGAUCAAUGACCUUCUGGCCUCGGGGGAGAUCCCUGGGCUGUUCAUGGACGACGAGGUGGAGAACAUCAUCUCCUCCAUGCGACCACAAGUGAAGUCCCUCGGCAUGACUGACACUCGGGAAGCAUGCUGGAAAUUCUUCAUUGAGAAAGUGCGCAGGCAGCUUAAGGUGAUCCUAUGUUUCUCUCCCGUGGGCUCCAUCCUGCGCGUGCGGGCAAGGAAAUUCCCUGCCAUCGUCAACUGCACGGCCAUCAACUGGUUCCACGAGUGGCCGGAAGACGCCCUUGUGUCCGUGAGUGCACGCUUCCUCGAGGAAACCGAGGGUAUUCACCCAGAAGUCAAGGCCUCCAUCAGCCUCUUCAUGUCCUAUGUGCACACAACAGUCAACGAGAUGUCCAAGUUGUACUUGGCCACGGAGAGGCGCUACAAUUACACCACACCCAAAACCUUCCUGGAGCAGAUCAAACUUUACCAGAACCUGCUGGCCAAGAAGAGAAUGGAGCUGGUGGCCAAGAUCGAGAGGCUGGAGAAUGGUCUGAUGAAGCUGCAGAGCACAGCGUCCCAGGUGGAUGAUUUAAAAGCCACGCUGGCGAUUCAGGAGGCUGAACUCAAGCAGAAAAAUGAGAAUGCGGACAAGCUCAUCCACGUGGUGGGCGUGGAAACUGAGAAGGUCAGCAAAGAGAAAGCCAUCGCCGACGAGGAAGAGGCCAAGGUGGAGGUCAUCAACAAGAAUGUCACAGAGAAACAAAAGGCUUGUGAAACGGACCUGGCCAAGGCCGAGCCAGCCCUCCUGGCCGCGCAGGAAGCUCUCGACACUCUGAAUAAGAACAACCUGACAGAGCUGAAGUCCUUCGGAUCCCCCCCGGAUGCCGUGGUCAACGUCACGGCCGCUGUCAUGAUCCUGACCGCGCCCGGGGGCAAGAUCCCCAAGGAUAAGAGCUGGAAAGCUGCGAAAAUCAUGAUGGGCAAAGUGGACACCUUCCUGGACUCCCUGAAAAAGUUUGACAAGGAGCACAUCCCCGAGGCCUGCCUGACAGCAUUUAAGCCCUACCAAGGCAACCCGACCUUCGACCCCGAGUUCAUCCGCUCCAAGUCCACGGCGGCCGCGGGCCUAUGCUCCUGGUGCAUCAACAUCGUCCGCUUCUACGAGGUGUACUGCGACGUGGCCCCCAAGAGGCAGGCCCUGGAGGAGGCGAACGCCGAGCUGGCUGAGGCGCAGGAGAAGCUCUCACGGAUCAAAAACAAGAUUGCGGAACUCAAUGCCAACCUGAGCAACCUCACGUCGGCCUUUGAAAAGGCAACAGCAGAGAAGAUCAAGUGCCAACAAGAGGCCGACGCCACGAACAGGGUGAUCUCGCUGGCCAACAGGCUGGUAGGGGGAUUAGCGUCGGAGAAUGUGCGCUGGGCUGAAUCGGUGAAGAACUUCAAAAGCCAGGGGGUCACUCUGUGCGGGGACGUCCUGCUGAUUUCUGCCUUCGUAUCCUACGUGGGCUACUUCACCAAGAAAUACCGAAAUGAGCUGAUGGAGAAAUUUUGGGUCCCUUAUAUAAAUCGGUUAAAGGUCCCCAUCCCGAUCACGGAAGGUCUGGACCCCUUGAGCCUGCUGACGGAUGACGCAGACGUGGCCACUUGGAACAACCAGGGCCUCCCCAGCGACCGCAUGUCCACUGAGAAUGCCACCAUCCUGUGCAACACGGAGCGCUGGCCCCUCAUCGUGGAUGCCCAGCUGCAAGGAAUCAAGUGGAUCAAAAACAACUAUGGCAGUGAACUGAAAGCCAUCCGCCUGGGGCAGAAGAGCUACCUGGACAUCAUUGAGCAGGCCAUUUCUGAAGGGGACAUCUUGCUCAUCGAGAACAUUGGCGAAACCGUGGACCCUGUGCUGGACCCGCUGCUCGGCAGGAACACCAUUAAAAAGGGAAAGUUCAUUAAGAUCGGCGACAAGGAGGUGGAGUACCACCCCAAGUUCCGUCUCAUCCUGCACACCAAGUACUUCAACCCACACUACAAGCCCGAGAUGCAAGCCCAGUGCACCCUGAUCAACUUCCUGGUCACCAGGGACGGGCUCGAGGACCAGCUCUUAGCUGCCGUGGUGGCCAAAGAGCGCCCGGAUCUAGAGCAGCUGAAGGCGAACCUCACCAAGUCCCAAAAUGAAUUCAAGAUUGUUUUGAAGGAGCUGGAAGACUCCCUGCUGGCCCGGCUGUCGGCCGCGUCGGGGAACUUCCUAGGGGACACAGCCUUAGUAGAGAAUCUGGAGACCACCAAGCACACGGCCAGCGAGAUCGAGGAGAAGGUGAAAGAGGCAAAAAUCACAGAGGUUAAAAUCAAUGAGGCCAGAGAGAACUACCGGCCAGCUGCAGAGAGGGCAUCCCUGCUAUACUUCAUACUGAACGACCUCAACAAGAUCAACCCCAUCUAUCAGUUCUCGCUCAAGGCCUUCAACGUGGUAUUUGAUAAGGCCAUCCAGAAGAGCACCCCCGCAGAGGAGGUCAGGCAGCGAGUAAUCAACCUGACGGACGAGAUCACCUACUCCGUCUACAUGUACACGGCCCGCGGGCUCUUCGAGCGGGACAAGCUCAUCUUCCUGGCCCAGGUGGCCUUCCAGGUCUUGUCCAUGAAGAAAGAGCUGAACCCAGUCGAGCUGGAUUUCCUCCUGCGGUUCCCUUUCAAGGCGGGAGUCCAGUCGCCGGUGGACUUCCUGCAGCACCAGGGGUGGGGCGGCAUCAAGGCCCUGUCAGAGAUGGAUGAGUUCAAGAACCUGGACAACGACAUCGAAGGGUCUGCCAAGCGGUGGAAGAAGCUGGUGGAGUCGGAAGCCCCUGAGAAGGAAAUCUUCCAGGAGUGGAAGAACAAAACGGCAUUGCAGAAGCUGUGCAUGGUGAGGUGCAUGCGGCCAGACCGCAUGACCUACGCCAUCAAGAACUUUGUGGAGGAGAAGAUGGGCAGCAAGUUCGUGGAGGGCCGGAGCAUCGAGUUUUCCAAGUCCUACGAGGAGAGCAGCCCUUCUACUCCGAUUUUCUUCAUCCUUUCCCCAGGCGUUGACCCCCUCAAAGACGUGGAAGCCCUGGGGAAAAAGCUGGGAUUUACCAUAGACAACGGGAAACUGCAUAACGUGUCCCUGGGGCAGGGACAGGAGGUGGUGGCCGAGGACGCUCUGGACACGGCUGCAGAGAUGGGACACUGGGUCAUUCUUCAGAACAUCCACCUUGUGGCGCGGUGGCUGGGCACCCUGGAUAAGAAGGUGGAGCGCUCCGGCGCGGGCAGCCACGAGGACUACCGCGUGUUCAUCAGCGCCGAGCCCGCCCCCAGCCCCGAGUCCCACAUCAUCCCCCAGGGCAUCCUGGAGAACGCCAUCAAAAUCACCAAUGAGCCACCCACGGGCAUGCACGCCAACCUGCACAAGGCUCUGGACCUCUUCACCCAGGACACCCUGGAGAUGUGCACCAAGGAGAUCGAGUUCAAGUGCAUCCUCUUCGCCCUGUGCUACUUCCACGCCGUGGUGGCCGAGAGGCGCAAGUUUGGGGCCCAGGGCUGGAACAGGUCGUACCCCUUCAACAACGGGGACCUCACCAUCUCCAUCAACGUGCUCUACAACUACCUGGAGGCCAACACCAAGGUGCCCUGGGACGACCUCCGCUACCUGUUUGGAGAAAUCAUGUACGGCGGCCACAUCACGGAUGACUGGGACCGGCGGCUGUGCAGGACGUACCUGGCGGAGUACGUGCGGGCGGAGAUGCUAGAGGGCGAGAUCCUGCUGGCACCGGGCUUUCAGAUCCCCCCCAACCUGGAUUACAAGGGUUACCACGAGUACAUCAAUGAGAACCUGCCCCCCGAGAGUCCCUACCUGUAUGGCCUGCACCCCAAUGCAGAGAUUGGCUUCUUGACAGUCACGUCAGAGAAACUGUUCCGCACCGUCCUGGAAAUGCAGCCCAAAGAGACCAACUCAGGAGCAGGCACUGGAGUAUCUCGUGAGGAGAAGGUGAAGGCCGUGCUGGAGGAGAUCCUGGAGAAGAUCCCGGAGAUGUUCAACAUGGCCGAGAUCAUGGCAAAGGUGGCUGAGAAGACCCCCUACGUGGUGGUCGCCUUCCAGGAAUGUGAAAGAAUGAACAUCCUCACCAAUGAGAUGCGCCGCUCGCUGAAGGAGCUGAGCCUGGGGCUGAAGGGGGAACUGACCAUCACGACCGACAUGGAAGACCUGUCCACGGCGCUGUUCUACGACACCGUGCCCGACCCGUGGGUGGCCCGGGCCUACCCCUCCAUGAUGGGCCUGGCGGCCUGGUACACCGACCUGUUGCUCCGCAUCAGGGAGCUCGAGGCCUGGACGACAGACUUCACCCUGCCCACCACCGUGUGGCUGGCGGGCUUCUUCAACCCCCAGUCCUUCCUCACGGCCAUCAUGCAGUCCAUGGCCAGGAAGAAUGAGUGGCCGCUGGACAAGAUGUGUCUGUCUGUGGAAGUAACCAAGAAGAACCGGGAGGACAUGACGGCACCACCCCGAGAGGGCUCCUAUGUGUAUGGGCUCUUCAUGGAAGGCGCUCGCUGGGACACCCAGACUGGAGUCAUCGCUGAAGCCAGGCUGAAGGAACUGACGCCAGCCAUGCCCGUCAUCUUCAUCAAGGCCAUUCCUGUGGACCGCAUGGACACCAAGAACAUCUAUGAGUGUCCUGUGUACAAAACACGCAUCCGCGGCCCCACCUACGUCUGGACCUUUAACCUCAAGACCAAAGAGAAGGCAGCCAAGUGGAUCCUGGCAGGCGCGGCCCUGCUCUUACAGGUCUAGCGCAGCUGGUGCCAGGUUGACAAUCAGAAACUCAGCCCUGCAACUGUUACUUAUUUUUAUAGGAACUGACAGUUGCCUUUUGUUCUAAGUAACCCAGACACUUUAGAAGGACAUCAAGGUGGAUGGGCCAGAGGGUGGGGGCGGCGCUCAAGAGGGGGUGCGGGCCGGAUUAAAACAGAAGUCACUAAGUUGCGCUUGUCUGACUCACUGGAUCUGGGGGACUCCCCUGUUCCUGCUGCUGAGGCGAGCCCCCCAGGAGCCCAGCCCCCAAACCCUGCCGGCCCACAAGCAGCUCGGAGGUGUGGGCACAGCAGCCAUGGCCUCUGGCCUGAUGCACCACGCAAGCAACCCACCAGUGAGGGGCCAGGGCACCCAUACCAGCAGGAACUGCCACCUCCACACAGUCCCCUGAGGCGUUGUUCCCUUCUCCCAAGGACAGAGAACCUUUCUUGAUUCAGACAAAGCCUCCUCCCUCCCAGGUCCCAGGAGCUGAGACACGCCAGUCCAGGGGCAACUUUGUACUUUCAACAGCCCACUUUCUGAGCGUGCACAGAGAACAUUACGAACUUGGUUCCUGGGACCACCUUAACGUGUGUCCUUGGAGGUCACAGGCUUGUCAUGUCCACAGUAACUCCAGGAGGCCGUGGGUCCCUUUUCAGGAGGCACAGCACCUUCCUUUCCUCCUGCCCCUGCGGUCCCCACAUCCCGGGGUGUCCCCCGCCACACCCCGACUGCGGCCGGGCGAGCUGGGGCAUGGGCAGUGCCAGCACCAGAGGGCCAGUGCCCAGCAGCCGGGGAUCCUGACUUCCCCGGGGGACACGCGCUGCAGCGAGCACGGGAAGGCCGACACCCCCGCCCCUCUGCGUCUCUGUGUUCUGGGUCCCGGAACCUGUCCAGGGAGACAGGACUAAGGAAAACCACCAGUCUGAUGAGGAAAAGCACCCCAAGCACACACAGCCCGCUGCACCCGGGGGCCGGCACGUGCUGGUCCCAGGGCUACCCUGGGAUGACCUGGCUGACGCCUCAGGCCCUGUCUUUCCACGGCCAUUCCAGCCAAGUGAGUGGGCUGCCAUUCAGGGCUGGCCGGGCCGGCAGCGCACACAAGGGGAGGGAGGGAGGAGCCAGAACGCUGGGGAGCACUGGGAAGGCAGCUAGCAGAGCCCGCAAACCCCCGCGGAAGCCUGACACCCCUGACGUUCUCGGGCUCACAUACAGAGCACAGGAGCCCCUCCAGGAGCAUCUGGCCUCGGGCUAAGUUCAAUCUGAUCCUGAAGUUCUGUGAGAACUUUUUUCCAAGUAGUCUCACUGGAACCGCAAGAGAGGAGACUCCACCUAAGGUAACAAUCUCAACAGUCCUGGGGCCUGGUGGGACUCAAAAAAAGAGAAGGAAAAACGCCCCUCCAAUACUCGGGGGUGGUGGCUGAGAGUCCAAGCCCUUUGGGGCUGCCCUGCAGGAAGGCGGAGCUCCCACAGCGCUUGCUGGGCAGCCCCUCUGCCGGCCAGGAGGGGUCGCUGCUGCCCUUCGUGUCCCAGCCGGAGAGCCAGCGGAGCGGCCGCCACUCCUGGGACUAGACAACUACCAGCAGCCACCAGGCAACUCAGUUUUAAUCCCUGGUAAUAACCACAAAAUGGGAAGGUUUUGCAAUUUUGCCUGUAGAGCCUGAAAUAAAACAGCAAUUUCUUCCACACGUACUGUGGUUAGCUGACAAAAUGACCUCCCAACUUUCCAAGAGAUGAUUCACCUUUGGGUCGCCAUCCAGUGACAGGGACCCAGGGAUGGUGCCUCCGCAGGUGCUGUGGGACCUGGAGGCCCUGCCUCCUGGGGGGCCGGAGGGAGCACCCGGCGGGAGGGCCGGGGCCGGCUUGAGGUGGUUAGCAGAGACAAAGGGAGCAGCUGAGCAUGGAGGACACAGGCCCUGAUUGCUCAAGCCGGGCUGUGGCACAAUGUUGACUCUGGUCCCACAGAAUCUGCAGGAAUGUGAAUGCUGUUUACCGAAAGCCUCUCUCCAAACAAACCCAGUGCCCUGGCACAUUCUUUUGGCUUCUCUAGUCUAAUUGUCCCACAGGACAAUUUAGUAACUAGUUUGAAGGCAAACAGUGUUAAUGGACGUGCUGCUGCCCCGGAGCAGUGUAGCCACGGCCACCACUCCACCCGCUUCCCACCCACUAAACCCUGCAGAUCUGCCGGCCCUGGCGGGGAGGAGCUGCACAUGUUCUCAGCCUUCGUCGAGGCUCCCAGCACUGGAGAGCGCCACACACACAGCCAGGCUGUGUGGACGAGGCCAAUCACGCCUUCCAGAGCCCACGAAGGGGACCAUCGGCAGCAGCCAGUCCUCGGGAGGGAGCCACGUGAAGCGGCUUCUGGGGCAACGUGCAGGGUGGAAAGUAACCCGCCCUGACAAAGGAUGAGCAGCCAUACCCUGGGGCCCGAAGGCCUUCUCUUAGGAAGGUCUUUGUGCAAGGUUCAAGCACCUGGAGAUGUAGAGAUUGGGCAGCAAGGUUUUGAAAUCUGCUCCUGGAGACAUAGGGCAGUGAGGGGGAGAGGGGGGCACCCUGGCCUGUGACAAAUCUACAUGCUACGUGUUUUGAAGAUACCCUGCUGUGAGGUGACACAAACCAUGUUUUAGGCAGAUGCAAUAAAAAUGAGGUUCAUUCUUCAACAAAAAAUUUGCAAAGAAAAAAAAAAUGAGGGAAACCCACAGAUGAAAAGAGACUUAGGUGACAUAUCACCAUAUCAUAUCGGACCUUACCCGCAACCUCAAGUCAAACACACAGAAAAAUUUUAAUAAAAUAAAAAAUAUAAGGCAAACUGAAACUGUGAACACAUUCAGGGUAUUUGAUGACACUAAGGUAUUCUUGCUCAUGUUUCAGUCAGGUGUAAUACUGGUACAAGGUUUGGGGUGGGGUUUUUUAUGAGACUUUGUAUUUGGGGGGGUGGCAAUAUACACAUAUUAUCUGGAAAUACAGACCAGCAUGCAAACGUCAGAAGAAACAGGAGAGAGAGUCAAAAGUGGCUGCUCGGGAGGCAAGAGAGGCAGGAACCAGCUACUCGGUGUCAGAUCUCUAGCAUUUAUUUCUAAAUUUGUAUAUUAUUUGAAUAAAAUAAUAAAAUAAGUAAUGAAAAUAUGGAGGAAAAACUAAAUGAUGAAAUUAAAUAUGAUUUUGUUUUAAUGAGAGAAGCCCGGCACCAGCACCCAAGGGAGCCCCUGCCGUGGAACCGUGUUCACCCCUUCCCCGCACCUGGGCUGGCUGCCCAACACCCCCACCCAGAGCCGAGAGACGGGUCCCCUCUGGGGCCAUCCGGGGGGUGGGCAGGGUCCCUCGGGAGAGGCCCCACCUCUACCGGCAGCCGCACAGUCAAGCAGCAGCCUGGGUCCGCCUUGCUCGCGUCCCACCACGGGCCCCAGCCGGUGGCUCCGGGCGCUCAGCGGAAGCCUCCAUCCCCAGUGGCAGGCCCCUCCCAGGUGGGCAGAGCAUGUCCUGCCACCGAGCGUUCCCCCUGCUCCCACCGCCCUGGCUGCCCGCUUAGUGAUGCCAGCCUGGUCCGCAGUGCUGGCGUGAGGUGACAGGGCCACCCAAUCUAGCUUCGGGCCUGGAAAACUUUGGUGACAACCAUGGUGACCCGCGGGACAGAGGUCCUGGGAACCACCACCCCCCGGAGACAGAAGCCCCGGCCCCACACGUGGCCUCGCAAGGCAGCAC
Zalophus californianus (California sea lion) is the source of this 17338-nucleotide messenger RNA. RefSeq names its product dynein axonemal heavy chain 17 (gene DNAH17). Gene Ontology annotation, cellular component: dynein complex. Gene Ontology annotation, molecular function: ATP binding; dynein light intermediate chain binding; dynein intermediate chain binding. Gene Ontology annotation, biological process: microtubule-based movement. The record is from RefSeq and is a predicted model, not a curated record. NCBI's taxonomy places the organism in Eukaryota, Metazoa, Chordata, Mammalia, Carnivora, Otariidae.